CACAGGUUUAUCAUGUGGAGCUUGUUUGGACUGCGUAAGGACUCAAAGAAGUCAACCUCAGACAAGGAAGUAGAUGGAGGAUUUGUUCUUGUUGCAGAGACAGUUGAAGAACAGAGACAGAAGCUGCAAACUAUGAACGUCACACAGCCCUCGACAAAUGUCAUAGUGCAACCAUCGAAGUCGUCCUGCUCAACUCCAGAUCCACAGUAUGACACAAAGUUCCCAGGAACUUCACACAACAUGGGGAUGACGAUGAGACCUCGAGCAGUGGAAGCACAUUCAACUCUUCCAGAUCUCCUCGGGGAUGUCCCCUUCACUUUGGCUCCUCAUGUCCUGGCCAUGCAGGCAGGAUUCCCCCUCAUCCCUGAUAUAUUGCUGUCCCGGGACAUAAAUUAUAAUCUAGCCAGCUUUCAAUACGACUUCACUUUAGAGAAUUCUAUUCUUCACAACGCCUAGUUUCUUUGAACUGCAAUAUCCCAUAGUUCACACUAUGGGGAACAGAGCUGGUGGGCUGCCAUAGCUGACUUUAUAACAUAUUGAAGAAAACAAAUCAAACCUCAUCUAAAUGACACAAAAUAAAAUUAAUUUAAAUGUAGGGUUACUGAUAUAUAAUGAAUAUAUGGUCAAAUUGUACUGUUGAUCCCAAAAAGGUCACCGUUUUAUAGGAAAUGAAACUCUGUGUGUUGCUCAUGGUGUGAAUGUUAACUGGCAAGCUGCUUAACUUAAACGCAGAUGGACAGUUUAGGUUGUGAUUGCCUAAAACAUGCUAAGACAUUUUACACUCUGUAGAUAUAAUGAAGUAUAGGGUUACUGUGAUUAGCAAAAUGAAAGUUCCAGGUUAUUACAACUCUGGCCCCAUUGUUGGCGCUUCAGCUAUCCCUUUGAGCAGUUAAGAUCAUGUAGCUGUUUCCAGCCCCACGGGCUGAGGCCCAGCCAGCGGCCACUCCCCGGGCCUGGCUUCAGUGUGAGAGCCCAGAAACCUCCCCUCAAGUGUAGACUUGUUCCUUGGUUUCUUUGCUAAGACAGCAAAGAAACCAAUGGUUUCUGAAUUGCUCUUUAUUGGUCUCCUCACCCAGGAACAAUUGGGAAACCGUAUCAUGGUAAAUUGACCCAACCACACGCUCCUAGGAUCACGACAUACAAACACCUCCACCACAAUAAGAUGUCGCAAUUUCUGCUCUAAAAUGAAGAGAUUCUGUGUCUAUUUUGUUUUCCUUAUAAACAUGCAGUGACCGUUUUGUUGGUCAUUGCAUGUUUAUAAAGUUUGCUGUACUGUAUAACCAGUAAAGCAAACAGUUGGGUUUUUUUUUUUCUAUUCUGCUGUUUUUCUUUUUACAAUUUUAUUUGUUUCUUCUCUUUUGUACCAGAGAAUCUGUUUGAGGCACAUUAGCUCAUUCCGACUGCUGUAGGACAUUUCUUCGUUAUGGUUUUUCUUCUUCAGGAAGAAAAACCAUAACAUAAAAUGGGUACCUCCAAGCAUCCAUUACCACCUGCUGGCUGGGGCUCAAAACAGAUUCCUUAAAAAUCAGAACCACCACAAUUUUUGAGAAACCAGCAGUCUCUCAUAAAACCGACUGCUGCUGUCUUUAACUAUGUAAAAGUCAUAAUAUAGGCAGACAACAAGCAGACAUGCAGCAGCUUGGUCCCAUUCACGGCUGUUGUAGAUCCAUAGCUACAUACCUUAUAUCUUUAGCCUGGAUUCCACUGCAAUGGAAAUAGAACGACUGCUGUUAAUGCGAAUGUUUGCACCAUCUUCCUGCCUGACAAUAUGUGACAGUCUAAGUGAGGACUGACAUUCUGUAAAGAUCGAGAUACACUUUGGAUUCAGGUCUCAGCACAUCUGCUCUGAGACCUAAACCCACUGUUACUGGUUCCUGUGCCAUAAAGGAGCAACUUCUGCCUUGGUGUCUUCCAAGAACUAUCCAUUAUUUUGACAAAGAACUGAAUGUUACAUAGUAGCAGACUCCACGUCACUGGUAAAUUUACAUCCCCAU
Messenger RNA from Neolamprologus brichardi, 1994 nucleotides. The record is from RefSeq and is a predicted model, not a curated record. Lineage: Eukaryota; Metazoa; Chordata; Actinopteri; Cichliformes; Cichlidae.